AUGUUGGGCGCGCGGCUCAAAUCAUGGAUGGAAGCGCAGCUGGGGCGGGCAAAGAAGCGUAAGCAGAAGCAGACACGGCAGGCGAUAGCGGCGACCACAGGGCCCAUACCACCGCCGCACCUGUCCUCCCCGGAGAGUGCGUAUAGCACGGGGUACUCCACGGAUGGCACCUCCCCCGGCGCGCCGCCCGCGCCGCUCGCCGCGCCGCUCGUCGCCCCGCCGCCGCCUCCCGCGCCGCCCACCACACACCUCUACCACGAACCCGCUAAGCGCCGUACGAAUGCACCUCGGCGUUGCGUGGCGGAGCCGGUGGUGGUGUCAGCGACACCAUCCCCCAGACCACGCUGCAGGAUACGCACCAACCCGUGGCUGGGGGCCACGUCCCCUAACGCGCGGCGGCGGGGGCCCCUACUCCUGCACCAGCAGUCGUUGCAGUGCCCACAGCCGCACCCACCGCAACUGCAUCACGCGCCAUACUCCCUUGACUCGCACCCUGCUAGACUUGCAACCAAGUCACCGCACCUCUCUCCGCAUCUGUCCCCAGAGCCCCACAGGUCCCCAUACUACCGGGGCGGCGCGUCGAGCGACGAGGAAUGCCGAGGAAUGCGAACUAGAGGAAGAGAGACCGCCAUCUUGUCUGACGCGGACUUGGAGUCCGACGGAGACACGGGGCUAGAUGGAGGGGACGAGGACGAGCCUGAUGACACCAUGUCUCCCAGCAGACGACGAGCUAGGAGGAGACGGCCGCCGCGCAGACCACCGCGAUCUGCUGGAGCAACACCACCUCGUAUGCGGCGUCGCAACCACGCACCUUCCGCACCCCCAGUGAGAGAAAGAGAUCCCCUUCUAGAAGCGGAUAGAGAAGCUGAGAGGAAGUACAGAGAGCUUAUACGAGAGGCCGAGAAGCUUCUGGUGACGGUGUCGCGGGCGCCACUUGAACCGCCGCACAACCCGCGGGUUAGGGAGCUGAGAGCUACUGAGGUGGAAGCGCCGCGGCGCAGUCCUGAGCGCACGCACAUCACGAACUUCAUGCGCGCCAACUCGCCGGAGCCGCCGCGCCGGGUGUCACCCGUGGCGCGCCGCUCCCCGCUGGCUGCGCCGCCGCCCCCCGCGCGCCUGCACCCCCCCUCCCCCACCGACCGCCCGCACUCGGAGCCCCCCAAAAGGAAGGCUUACGCUCGUGAUGAGGUGCUGCAAACGUUGGAAGGUCUGCGCAAGAGUCUACAGCAGCAGUCUGCGCUGCUGGCUGUGCAGCGCACGCGACUCGACUCACUAUAGCCGCCAUCUUACUUCCCGUCCCAGCCAAAUCCCUAGCUUAUUAGACCCGUUUAUUUGUAGACCUACUUGUUUUGUUUUGUAGGUUUUAAGCCGUUUGGGUCAAGUGCUAAGGUUAGUCAUUGUCUACGUUAUUAUGGAAAAGUUGUUGCAAGGUAUAGAUACCAGUUGUUUUUGAGUCAAGAGGCUAUUGUUUUUAUAAUUGAGCUCAAUUAUAAAAACAAUAGCCGAUGCAAUGUUUUGGUCGUGUAUUGAAACUCGAUUUGGUUAAUGCAAAUACAGAAGUGUUUGUAAUAUUAUAGGCGACUUUUUGUCUAUUAGUUUCAAGAUAGACAACUCGUGAAACUGUCUUGCUUAUUACACGUAGUUACGAUAAUUCUGAAUUACAUUUUGAUUGGAUUAUUAAGUUUCUUAUAAGAAAAGUUUAUCUGUGACCAAGAUAAUUGCUUACUAUUGAUUCUGAUACUGAUUAUGCUUCAAAUAAUAAGUGGUUUUUGAUAGUAAAGACAUGCCGAUCCAAACGGCCGGUAGUUCUUCCAUAAUCCCGUUUCUAGUCCCUCCAACUUCUAGUCUAGUCUAUCUCUAGGUAGUGUAGUUAGUUCCUUGUUAUUGUUUCGUGUAGGCGAGGCCACUUUCUACUCUUCCAUACUAAUUACUCGUAGCAUCAUUUUACUAGUCAAUAGAUAGUGUAGUUGGUAUUGCUGAUGGUACAGCACUGGGAUG
Messenger RNA from Pectinophora gossypiella (pink bollworm), 1998 nucleotides. RefSeq names its product serine/arginine repetitive matrix protein 1-like. The transcript has 6 exons. Lineage: Eukaryota; Metazoa; Arthropoda; Insecta; Lepidoptera; Gelechiidae. The record is from RefSeq and is a predicted model, not a curated record. Bases 1 to 1278 code for a protein of 425 amino acids.